Messenger RNA from Danio aesculapii, 1677 nucleotides. Its product is annotated as SLAM family member 5. NCBI's taxonomy places the organism in Eukaryota, Metazoa, Chordata, Actinopteri, Cypriniformes, Danionidae. The coding region runs from base 34 to 855 and encodes 273 amino acids. The record is from RefSeq and is a predicted model, not a curated record. The transcript is spliced from 5 exons.
CCCAACACGCAGCAUCAACACAACACGCACUCAAUGAUGUUGGUUUUUAUUGUGUUUUUUCUUUGUCUUAAAGAUCUGGUGAAUGCUGAAUGGGAUGAGGUAAAGACAGUGAUGGAGGGACACAUUCUGACUCUUCAUGCAGGAUCUGCUCAAAUGGAGGGACAUUCAGAAAUAAUCUGGUAUUUCAAAAGUGCUGGUCGUACCACCCGUAUAGCACAGAUGAAUCGUGGAGGAGUUGUUAACGUUUAUGAAGAGAGUCUUGCUCACAGAUUAAAACUAGACCGAACGUGUGGAUCUCUGACCAUCUGCAACAUCAGCAUCAGUGAUUCUGGAGUUUAUGAAGUAUCGCAAACCAUUAAGUUACACGUCUAUGAGAAGAAGUUCAGGGUUGAUGUGUAUGCUCCUGUUUCUGUACCUGCUAUUGAGAGAAACUCAUUGGUUAUUGAACACAGAUCCUCAGGUACUUUAAAGCAGCCGCAGGAGUUGUGCUCAGUGUUGUGCUCUGUGAAAAACAGCCGAGACGUGUUGAUCUCCUGGCAUAAAGGAGGAGAAAUGAUAAAGCAGAGCAGCAGUCCUGAGCUCAACAUCAGCCUCAGUUUAUCAUUAGAGCUUCAUUAUGAAGAUGUCGAGAACUACAGAUGCACCGCUGAAAAUCCAGUGAGCAACAAGAGCAUCCAACUUCAGCUCAGAGACGUCUGCAGAUCAACACAGAAAGAUUGUCAGGAUCAUUGUGGCGCCACUCUAAUUCGACUGGUUUUGUCUGGUCUGGUGGGAAUCGCCACUGUUUUAUUUCUGUUUGAUCAUUUAAGGCUCCGCUCGGCUCAGGAUAGAGAUGCUGCUGUUUCUGUGUGCUGACGACACGUUCAUCCGUUUGCAGGGUGUGAACUUUGACAAUGAAACUGCACCUGCUGGUUUCAGUCUUUCAUAUUUGUACUGUGGAUAAAGGUAUCUGCCAUUCUGGUAAAUGUGAACAUGUCAGAUGAAAGAAAAUAAACUGCACCUUCAUGUGCAUGUGUAACAUGCAAAAAAUGUUUGUGAAUGUAUUAAUGAAGCACUGCCAAAAUGAUCAAAAGUAGUUUGUAUCAUAAUAUGUGUUUUGUGUGUACUCUGUAUAUGUAAUUUGUAUUAGAUGUUAGAUUAGAUAUUAUGAUAUAAAUAUAAAAGAAGGGGUGAGACGGUGGCUUAGUGGUUAGCACUGUUGCCUUACAGCAAGAAGGUCGCUGGUUUAAGUCCCGGCAGGGUUAGUUGGAAUUUCUGUGUGGAGUUUGCAUGUCUCCCAGUGUUGGGUUUCCUCCGGGUGCUUCGGUUUACCCCACAGUCCAAACAUAGGUGAAUUGAAAGAACUAAAUUGGCCGUAGUGUAUGAGUGUGUGUGAAUGAGUGUAUAUAGGUGUUUCCCAGAGCAUCCACUGUGUAAAAUAUAUGCUGGAUAAGUUGGCGGUUCAUUCCGCUGUGGCAACUCAUGAGGAAUAAUGGGACUAAGCCGAAGGAAAAUUAAUGAAUCAAACUAUAAAAGAGCACAUGGAAAAUACACUUUUAAAAUAGCUUAUAGUGAGUGAUCAGUCAGAAAUUCAGUUUUCCUUUUGAGUUUUGAAUCAAGUUUUGGGCCAAUUGGCAUUCUCGAGUAGUCACAUCCAAAAUAAAAGUUUGUUUUGAUAUAAUAAUUGUGUGUAUUAUG